GCCGGUUCACCGGAGAGGCACACCAGUAGAGCACGGGAUGCGCCUCUCCCUGGCGGUCGCGCAGAAACGACGACCAUUCCGCCAUUUCGGUGGGUUUCCCCAGAUACACCGCUGCCUUCGCGCAGGCGUCAUCUGCCCCGCCUCGCCGGCCCGCCGCCGCGCGGCCCCUUUAUAGACUUCCGCACUGGCAGUGCCCACGACACCUCACUCCCUCCCUCACCAGCAGCGCACCAACUCCCCACCCACCCCAACCCAGACCAAAACGAUGGCGUCCAACUCCACCGCGACGGUGGACGGCAGCGCGCUCGCGGGGCGCGCGCUGGCCGCGGCCGGCGUGCGGCACAUGUUCGGCGUCGUGGGCAUCCCCGUCACCUCCCUCGCCUCCCGUGCCGCCGCCGCGGGGGUCCGCUUCCUCGCCUUCCGCAACGAGCAGUCCGCGGGCUACGCCGCCGCCGCCUACGGCUUCCUCACGGACUCCCCAGGCCUCCUCCUCACCGUCUCCGGCCCCGGAUGCGUCCACGGCCUCGCGGGGCUCUCCCACGCCACAGCCAACGCCUGGCCGCUCCUCAUGGUCUCCGGCUCCUGCGCCCAGGCCGACGCCGGCAGGGGCGACUUCCAGGAGCUUGACCAGAUCGCCGCCACCAAGCCCUUCGCCAAGCUCGCCGUCAAGGCCACCACCAUCGCCGACAUCCCGAGCCUCGUCUUCCAGGCCCUGGCCGCCGCCGUCUCCGGCCGCCCCGGCGGGUGCUACCUCGACAUCCCGUCCGACGUUCUCCACCAAACCCUCCCCGAAUCCGAGGCUGCGGCUGUCAUAGCGGCCGCUGCUGCCGAUUCAGCCGCAUCCGAUCCUUCCCCGCCGAAGCAAAAGAACCUAGAUGAGGGCAUCGAGAAGGCUGUGGAUCUGCUCCGUCGAGCGGAGCGGCCUCUGGUCGUGAUUGGGAAGGGUGCGGCAUACGCUCGCGCGGAGGAGGCGAUCCGGAAGCUGGUGGACAUAACGGGCAUACCCUUCCUCCCGACGCCGAUGGGCAAGGGGGUCGUACCUGACGCACACCCGCUCUCCGCCACCGCGGCACGGUCGCUCGCCAUCAGGCAGUGCGAUGUGGCGCUGGUCGUCGGUGCCAGGCUUAAUUGGUUGCUUCACUUCGGCGAGCCGCCCAAGUGGUCCAAGGAUGUCAAGUUCAUACUUGUGGACGUCUGUGAGGAGGAGAUUGAGCUCCGGAAGCCACAUGUGGGGAUUGUUGGGGAUGCGAAGAGAGUCAUGGAGCUUAUCAAUAGGGAGAUCAAGGACAAUCCGUUCUGCUUGGCAAGGUCGCACCCGUGGGUUGAAGCUAUCACCAAGAAGGCCAAGGAUAAUGUGCUUAAGAUGGAGGCACAGCUGGUGAAGGAUGUUGUGCCAUUCAAUUUCAUGACACCUUUGCGGAUAAUCCGGGAUGCCAUCCUUGCUGAGGGGACCCCUGCUCCAAUAGUGGUCUCAGAAGGGGCAAACACCAUGGAUGUUGGCAGGGCUGUGCUUGUGCAGAAUGAGCCAAGGACAAGAUUGGAUGCAGGGACAUGGGGGACGAUGGGGGUUGGAUUGGGGUACUGUGUUGCAGCUGCAAUGGCUGCACCUGAACGACUUGUGGUUGCUGUUGAGGGUGACUCUGCAUUUGGAUUCAGUGCAAUGGAGGUUGAGACGUUGGUGAGGUACCAGCUGCCCGUUGUUGUAAUUGUUUUCAACAACAAUGGUGUCUAUGGUGGUGACAGAAGAAGCCCUGAUGAGAUAACCGGACCCUACAAAUAUGACCCUGCGCCAACCUCUUUUGUUCCAGCUGCAGGCUACCAUAAAAUGAUGGAAGCUUUUGGAGGAAAAGGUUAUCUUGUAGAGACACCAGACGAGCUCAAAUCUGCCCUUUUGGAAUCGUUCCGUGCCAGGAAACCAUCAGUAAUUAAUGUUAUCAUUGAUCCUUAUGCCGGUGCAGAGAGUGGUAGAAUGCAGCACAAGAACUGAGAGUGUUUGUUUGUACCAUAUCCUAGCAGGAUGCAAAUGCGACUUAAUAAGCAACGUCCUCCAGCCAAUUGUUUUCGACUGUCGCUUCUUUGUUCUGCAUACAGAUGUGAGAUACUCCGGAAAAUUAGUUGGCCUUUCGAAAUUAAAGUGGACACUCAAGGUAUUUUCACUUCACUGCCCCUGGAAUAAGGAUGCUCUUAUGGAUAGUCUUCCUUCUUUGAUGGCAUGUAAUGUAUUAUGAUUGUCUACACGCAAACAUGAAAUGUAUAGUAAACUCAUGAGAAGGAUGUGCGGGUAAGUUUGUUAACCUGUAUCCUCUAAACAAAGUAUGUAAACCUGUAUGAAUAAAAAAAAGGAAAAAUUGGAUUCUUGACACUUAAA
Phragmites australis (common reed) is the source of this 2368-nucleotide messenger RNA. Its product is annotated as 2-hydroxyacyl-CoA lyase. Gene Ontology annotation, cellular component: peroxisome. Bases 266 to 1987 code for a protein of 573 amino acids. The transcript is spliced from 2 exons. The record is from RefSeq and is a predicted model, not a curated record. Gene Ontology annotation, biological process: fatty acid alpha-oxidation. Gene Ontology annotation, molecular function: catalytic activity; thiamine pyrophosphate binding; magnesium ion binding. NCBI's taxonomy places the organism in Eukaryota, Viridiplantae, Streptophyta, Magnoliopsida, Poales, Poaceae.